Messenger RNA from Fusarium odoratissimum NRRL 54006, 7371 nucleotides. RefSeq lists its product as uncharacterized. The record is from RefSeq and is a predicted model, not a curated record. The transcript has a single exon. Bases 1 to 7371 code for a protein of 2456 amino acids. NCBI's taxonomy places the organism in Eukaryota, Fungi, Ascomycota, Sordariomycetes, Hypocreales, Nectriaceae.
AUGGCUGCUACCAUUCUCCACGUUAUCUACGCUGGUCGUGGCGAUGCCAUGAUUCUCGAAUACAAUGACUGGCAAACCGGCAAUCCAAGUUUUAUCCUCGUUGAUGGCGGCCCCAAGAAUUACGUCGCCUAUCAGAAUCGAGAAGCUCCCUAUCAUCGAUAUCUUUCGUCUGCCUGCCGGAAGAUCAUGGGUCAGAACAGCACUUUCGCUGGUAUGAUCUUUUCACAUCCCGACGAGGAUCAUUAUGGCGGCUAUCUGCACGCUUUAAAACGCGACCCGGUUCCCACCCAGAGCGUGUUUAUCCCAAACGUCGAGUCUGAUCAGGACAAUUCCAAUAAGCCAAUAGCAGACAUGUGCACCAGAGCCGGGUUACGAAGAGGAGUUUUGCAUCACCAGGAUGCGCUAUACCUGAUCCCCCCAGUUAAAGCCAUAUACCCCCCAAGACAAUGUAUUGUUUGGUACCGCGGAAAUACAGGUCGUCCCGAGGGUCAUGACCUUUAUUACAAUGAGAACCUCUCAACUAAUAAACGCAGCAUUCUUAUGUACACCGUAACACCCAAUUCGAACGGAGAGAUAGGAAUAUUCUUCACAGGAGACAAUCAUGCCGACAUCAUUUCUGCACAAAUGGAGGCUGGGCUACCAUCUAGAACCCCAAGAUUUGCAGUCUACAAGAUACAACACCACGGAUCGCUUAAGGAUAACAUGAAACAAUUCUCCGAACCGAAAUACUCGGACGACGUCAAGGCUUUAUGCUUCCUCUACUUCCUUCUCAAGGUUAAGCACAGAACUGCAUAUCUACCCCACAAGAAAGACGUAAUAGGCGCGAUCGAACACGCCGCCGAUCACUUGUGGAAGAAGAUUUUGCCAAAGGAAAUUACGAAUUCCUAUUUUACUCUGCUUGAAACUACCGUCAAACAGAUCAAGACAAAAACAUUGGAAAACUUGAUUCCGCCGGCAGAGAACGAGGAUAAGCUCUUGAUUGACCUAACUCUCGGUGCCGAUGAGGACUUACGAAAGGCCAAGGGUUUUGUGGACAAGCUUAACCAACAGCUUGACAACCUUAGGAGUAUUCACCGGGACAUCUGGAUCGCCUUUCGGAAACAGCAUACCACUGACGAAUUCCUGACAUAUAUGCAUGUUCGCUGCGUUAAAAAGUUCUAUUCAACCUUCGCGGCAGAUGUAUAUGUCGUCAGCGCCAAUCGAACUAACGGGCACCCUCGAUCUGAAGUACUUGUUGGACUUGCUCUCGCAGUUAAGGAGCAGAAACGCAAGGCCCGAUUAUACGUUACCAGCGGUAAGAGCAUCGAUAUUGGCCAGAUAACCAAGAUCUUACACCUUGUUGACGGGGGCUCGGUCACUGAACUGUUCUGUGGACAAUUCCUAAAGAUCUCCUAUCUGAGCCGCGGUUCAUACAUGUCCCUGGAAGGGGACUAUCAGGAUGUGCCGAUGACCAAGCGUGAUAUUGGAAACAUGACUGAGGAGAUCGAGUUCUCUAAUAACUCCCAGAAGAUUUACAGAGACAGGCUGAAUGUCUUGCUCGAGCGGACGGACCCUGGUCGUGUCUUGAGCACCAAGAAAUAUCAACUAAGGUAUUUUAUGAACAAGUCAUGGCGGUAUCUGUAUCUCAAGCUUGUGAACGGGGAAAUGAAAUGGAGCAUCGAGAGAAACCAACGGUUCAUAUGGAUCGACACGCAGGGUCUCAACAUUAACAGAAACCAAGAAUUCCAGAUAAGAUGCCGAGAUCAGAGGUUUGGUAUCGGUUCUAGGACAUUUCAAUGUUCAUGGGCAAGAACUACCGUCGCGGGGGAUGUGUACUACAUUGCAGAUCCUAUGUCGGGCGAGAAAUUGCAUCAUGUCCCUGGCGGAGGUAUUGACUUUACCACCAAUAUUCACAACGAGACUCUGGCUGCAGCCCGUCUCGAACUUGCUCCAACACAGUUCUUACCUGAGACGAAUUCUCUUCAAACGGCACUCUCUGGGGAUCUGGAAGACGAUACAAACCUUAUUGAAGCCCUUCCACCGCCCCGAUUUAACGUUGCAAUGGAAGCAGCGGCCUCUAGCACUCACCAUUCACUGCGCGAGGCAUUGGGGAUUCUCAACGACCCGAUCAAAGACAAACCGAAACCCAAUAUGAUAGAGAUCCUGAGCUGCUUAUACCGAGACCAUGAUACGUUGACUACCGCCCUUCGGAGACUCCCCGAGGCGCUAUUAAAGAUUGGGCUAGCCACUUUCGAAGUCGAUUUCGAUGAGUCUACCGCUACCAUCGACUCACAUCCCCUUGAAGGGAAGGUCAUUGGGAGUGCUGUCUUGCAUCGAGCAAAGGACGAAGCAGGAAAAGGUAAUGCUGUUGAUGUCGAAAUGGCUGCAUUCGAGUUUCAGCUCAGGGACAUUGUUGUCAAGGUUGACAAGUGUUGUUCCCCACAGGUGAAUCUCACUGUCGAAUCCGAAGCGACUUUGAAGGAAAAAGGUAUUGACUUCAAGAUGGCCUGGAAGGCGUCAGAGGAGGAGACCGUGAUCUCUUUCAGUUCCAGCGUGAUCGCCAUCAAGGAUCUCGUCAUCGCUCUCGUCGGCACAAAAUUCGACCCUGAGGAAAUUCUACAGGGAGAUAUUCCCCUCAUGGGCAACUCCUCGGACGGCACCUCUGCACCGUCCAUCAAAGGCCUGGAGGCGGGAUCAAUGUCCGAGAUAGGGUUCUGUCUCAGACAGCCGAUUGAUCUGGUCGACACGUACAACUUGGCCGAUAUCUGGGUGCGCACCAAGUCGUCAGAUUGGCAGAACUUCUUGCCGGCGCCCAAUAACUUUAAGGACAUUGAGGGUGGAGUCUUGAUCCGUAUACUUGACCCCUUACACCUGAAAACAUCGAGGAUCACUACCAGUAUCCAAUUAUCUAUGCCGCUCUUAAGCAAUUCCAAGAGGAGUAUCACGGCACAGUUUGACGCUAUACCUUUAGCCAGAGCUGGUGACUACGAUUAUCGAUUCCAGAUUACCUCUGCUGAUCACGGAGUCACGGUUACUGAUAUCGUUGACGCUAUCGGUCUCACCAAUGUUUCAGAGCAGAUCGAGGCAAUACCUGUGUUGGACCGUGCUUUCAAGGCAGUAGAAGUCAAAGAGGCCGGGUUUUCAAUAGUCAAGGUGCAGAGCAAAUGGGGAUUUCUCGAGUGGGACUUUGACCUCUGUAUUCCCUUCUUUGAUCUCAUUCCUGGAUCUCUGUCGUUGGUAGACGCUGUGAUAAGGGUCGAGUGGCAUGGAGAUGGGGAUAUGCAGGCGAAGGGUGAAGCUACCUUCCGAAGCGAAAGACUUGAGAAAGAGGCACAAGUCUCACUUAGGCUUCCAACGGCAAGGGAACUUGGGUACAUCAUCUUCUCAUCUCCUGAUGCCAUCAGCCUAGAUGAUGUUUUUGAUAUCUUCGGGCUCGGAACUCUGCCAAACAUACCGUUUCUUAGUGGAAACAACGCAAUGGAGUUGGCGUACUGCGAUGCAAAGUUUGAACAGGUUGAAAAAGGAAAGAUUUCCAUCCGUUCAUCGACCAUCAAGUUUCAGAGGGAAGAGCUGGAAGUUAAAGACUUCAAGCUUCAAGAUUUAGAGUUCUCAUUAUCGUGGCAAAGUGGACAAAAAAGGGAUGGAGAGGGCAAGGCCGAGUCGAUCAUAUCCUUUCAAGUAUCAGCUUUGCUCCCGAUAAAGAACAUCAAAUCUAUGAUGUUGGUGAAGUACGAUGGCGAGAAAAAGGUGUUGACGGCUUCUAUCACACCCGUCCAAGGCUUUCCCAUGAAGGUUUCAGACUUGUUGAGCCUUCUGAUUCCUGGAGUCGAUAGUGUGCUCCACGCGAGGCUCGGCGAACUGGAGAUCAAGAUCGUGGAGAUGUCUCUAGAUGUCACCACGGGCUCCCCGUCUUCGUUCAAACUAGAGAUGAGGGACGAUGCAGCUCUUCGACUCCCGUCAGCUACAGACGCCAAGUCCUUUACUGUGGGCUCAGUGAGAGUAGAGUAUGCCAAAGAUACGAGCAAGCUAGAUGUGUUUGCUGCGCUGGUGAUUGAAGGCAUCAAAACAAACAUUAGCCUUGUGACCUCUACAAACUCACCAUCCGCGGAGGGUUCAGUCGAAUUCGGUAUAAGUUUAGAGAAGGGCGAGAAGGAGCUUGGGCUAUUGGCUCUCCUUGCCGCAGUGGGAAUUAACAACGUCGAGAUACCACGGCCAGAAGGAUGUCCAGAGUUUACCAUUGGUACGGCGAGUAUCAAGGGCAAAUUUGUUGAUAAGGACCAGUCUGGUCUUAAGUUUGCACAGCUAAACGUGCACAUCGAGGUAGCGAGAGUCUCAAUGUCUGAUUGGGAUAUGUCUAUGGACUGCAUCCACCUUGACGUUGCCUACAACAAGUCUCUUGCUGAUAAAGCGUUCUCAGCAUUGGUCUCGGGCAAGCUUACAAUUGCAGAUUCUGCAGAGAUGACGAUCAAUUAUGUUGGCUCAAAGGAUGUUUUGGAGCUCCAAGCCAGCCUGAGUUUCGUCAAGGAGGAAAAGGCCAAGGUAAAGUCGAUCUUGGAGUGGCUUACUAUCGAGUCCAUCGAAGAUUCUCUACCUUCCUUCAUUGCGGAGGCAGCGAUUGAUGUAAGGGCGUCAAACCUUGGAAUGUCACUUAGCCGCCACAAGGGAGAGGGAAGUUCUACCAUUACAGUGUCCUUGAGCUUCACCGUGGAAUCUGUAACGGUUCAACUUGCAAGAACAAGAACUCGGCCGGAUGGCGUAAAGAAGGAGGACAAACUGCCAUGGAAGACAGUCCUCAGACUUGCAGUCAACACACUUCCACGACCACCGCCGUUACCUCUGAUCGGCCAGAUGGAACAGCCUUUCUCUACUCAGAUCUACUGGACCAACAGUGACAUCACGAUCCCCGAGGUUGAAAAGUUGAACAGCCUCGCUACUUUCAGUCAGCAGAAGCUCCUCCUCUCUAGUCGAGCAGCAGACAAUUCUGCUUUCGGUCAGGGCUUAUCAUUUUUGCUGCUGAACAAUGACAGUAUCAUUCUUGCCUCCAAGCCUAAGAAAGCCAGGAAGACAGAGGGUCCUUCUGGCAAGGCGAUGCUGGUUCUGGAGGAAGAAAGCCCGGAGUCUACAGAGACAACAAAGUUCGACAAGAGGGUGAAUGGUGUUAGUAUCACAAACGUUGGGCUUGACUACGAUGCUAAGGGGCAGAAGAUCAAAGUCAAGUUCACAGCUCGUAUGACCAUUGGCCCGAUGGAUGGCGAAUUGAUCAACUUCAGCAUGAUCAUCAAGCUACCACGAGGCGAAAGUAUAGACUUGAGUGAUUGGAAGAAUCUGGACAUCGGAAUGGGUCUCGACGGACUGUCCCUCGCAAUGACAGGCUCCAACCUCGAUGUCGCUGGCACUUUGCACCGCAUCAAGGUCGAAGGGGAGGACAUCUCCAUUGCAGGCUUUGAAGGUGGAGUCAGUGUCAAGCUCAAGAAGUACCAAUUCGUCGGUUUUGGCUCUUACAAGACCAUUAAAACCAACCAGGAGGAGUUUGUGUCUCUCAUGGCCUACGCAAUGCUACAGGGCCCGAUGCUCAAAACAGGUCUUGUUGAACUGACCAGCAUCAGCGGCGGCUUUGGAUUCGGUUCGAAGCUCGAGAUACCAUCUAUUACUGAGAUUCACAAAUUCCCGCUGCUUAUAGAUCCUGAAGCUGAUCCGAUGGUCAUGUUUGGCAGACUUCGAGGGACAGGUGGCAAGAAGUACAUGACUGAGACGAAUGGCGCAAACUGGGUCGCUGCUGGCGUUACGGGCACGGCUUGUGAAAUCAUCGACGUUAAAGCUGUCCUGACUAUCCCACUGGAUCCUAGCGCCGGUGAGUUGGCUGUCGUUGGUACAGCGUCUGCACAGUUCCCCCGAGAUGCAAAACCUGGCAAGGCAAUUGCAGCAAUCAAGAUCAAUUUUCAAGGCAGUAUCGACAUGUCUCGCGGCUCUAUGCUUUUCGAAGGAAGGAUUGCUGAUGGGUCAUUCAUCCUAUUUGAUGACUGCGUUCUCACAGGAGGAUUUGCUGUUGGAGCGUGGUUCGGCACGAGCCCACAGGCUGGAGAUUGGUGUAUCAGCAUUGGCGGCUGGCAUCCAGCAUAUCAACCGCCAUCCCAUUAUCCCAGUGCACCUCCGCGCAUGAGACUUCAGUGGAGCUAUGGAGAUAACAAGGAGCUAUCGCUAGACGGUCAAGCUUACGCUGCAGUGACUCCAGAUGCGCUCAUGGCUGGACUGGCUGUUAGUGCUAGCUACAAGAGCGGCCGGUGCGGUGCACACUUUGACUUCCGGGUUGACCUGAUUCUUUGGUUACACCCAAUACACUAUGACGCCCGUUUCUUUAUAUCAGCGGGUUUAUCGUAUGAGGCGAACGCUCUGAUCAUGACUGUGCCCCUGAAGAUUACUCUGAGCGCUGAAUUACACAUCAGCGGACCGCCGUUUGGCGGUGAAGUUUUCUUCGACUGGACAGUUGUCUCAUUCAGUGUGAAGUUUGGUGAGCGGCAGAUAAAGUUGGAGAAGUUAGGUUUCCACGAGUUCCUUGAUGUUGUUCACAGGAAGUCGGAGAAAGAUCAUGUGCUGUCGCUGGAGUCUGGAGCUAUAGCACCUAGCAAAGUUCCAAUUACUGCACAGACUCCAGACUCGGCGUGGGUCGUACGUGGGGGCUCAUUUGCGUUCAGUGUCACAUCGCGCGUGCCUACGAAGAAGAUCAAGUUCUUGAGUGCCUUGGGCCCAGAGAGAGAGGUUAGUGGCCGUAUUCUUGCCCGACCUAUGCAGCUCCCAGAUGGCUCCUCAGGGUUAAGAGCCGACAUGGAAGUGUCUAUCUUCAAGAUGAACGAGCAUGGUGAUGAAGAGGUCAAAGACUUUACUUUUGAAGCUAUCAAUGAGCAACUUCCUGCCUCGCUUUGGGGCCCAUUUGACGAUGAUGCCAACGGCAUGCUUGGCGGUGCCUCCCGUGAGAGCACUGUAUCACACGUCACGGGUCUACGGAUCCAGGCUCCCGCGUCCAAAUUGUCAGAGCAUAACCCUCCGAUCGUCUAUUUCAGUACAUUGACUGAGUCCAAUGCUGUCACAAAGUAUCUGGAGACGGAUGAUGAGAGGGAUGUUAGUUUGGAUGCAAAACCUAGAGCGAAUCAGAUGGGACAGGACAACGGGAAGGUGGACUUGGACCUUGCCACCGAAGCACUUCUGGGUAGCAGCAAGGAUGGCUUGAUUAUUGAUAUCAAGGCUAGAAACGAGCGUAGAGCGGCCAUCUUGGGGCAAUGGGCAGGACUAAGAAAGCUCAAGGGGUCGGAUGGUAUCAAGAGCGACGUUCCGUUGAGGUUCGCCAAAGGGAUCGACCAUUUCUCGCAUGUUGUUCCUAGAGUCACUCUAAAUUAG